AUACAGGUAUUUUGGAUCACCGUCGAUGCGAACCCCACCGGAAUAUUCCCCUCUCACUGCCCGUUACCAAGCACACCUCACCCUUUCCCGAAAACUAUAAAUACUUCUCUUUCUUCGCUUUCCCGUCCUUGCCCUAGAAACCCCAUUUCGCCGCAACAUGCUUUUCCCAGCAAAAUCCCCAAUUUUCUCACUCUUUCCCUCACUGUCUCGCACCAAAUCCGCGAUUUCCCGCAUAUUUUCCUGAGAAAAUUCGCCCAAAUGGUCAUCGCUAGCUCGCCUUUAGCUGUUGCCGCCCCGUUAUGGAUCGAAAGGCGGUGUUCGCCGGCUACUGCUGUGAAUUUAUCGGCUGAGUAUAAUAAAUUUAUCGGUUGAGUGUUGUGUAUUUAUUGUGUUUUGGUGAUGGAAGCGGUGGACUUGAGUUUUCCGGUGGAUGUUGCCGCGGUGCCAAAGUUUCUGGGGGUGGAGUCGCUUGUGAGAGCUGGGGUUACAGUCAAGGAGAUUGAGCCUUGUGAUUCGGACCGCCUUUCCGUUCGUGUUAGCGCGUACGCUGAGGCUUGCAGCUCGUCCUUGAGGGAUAAAGAGGUAACGAAUGCGGUUAGUACUUCAGAGUAUGAAUCAACUAAGCUCGGUGAUCUGAUGAGCCAGCGCAAGAAUCAGGGUGAAGAAUCGUCCAGGCACCUACAUGGCAGGGGCAAAAAUUUUUUGUUGGAUACUGGUGCUGAAAGCGUACAGUUAGAAAAACCAGGAAAGGUGUCAAAAUUGGUUAGUUUGUCAUCUAAGAGACCACGAGUUGAUCGAUUGGAAGAUCCAACUAGCUUUGCUGCUGAAGUUGAUGGGAUAAAGGAUAUGUCAUUGAAGCUUGGACCGUUACUUACAAAGUGUGGUUCUUCAGAUAAGACUCAAUUGGUGAAACCAAAGAAUAACUUUACAAGCAAGCGAGGUGAAAAGAGAAAUAUCAAACUUCCUGCAAAGACUAAACAAGAUUCCUUCUCUAUAAAGCCGGGUUUGGCAAGCUUCAGUUCAGCUGCUGGUGGAAACAACUUUUAUGGAGUACAUGGCCUUAAGUCAGAUAAUCAUGAUGUUACAAAGCUGGUAGAUGAUGUGCCACUAAAUGAGCUCCUUGAUGGGACAUACAAGUGUCCAAGUUUAAGCAGGGGAAAAGGGAAGAAACCAGCGAAUGUAAACGAUAGUUUUCUGCAUGCAGUUAAAAAGGCUUGUUCUACCCUUCAGCAGCCGAGGUCUGUCCAGCCCCAACUUACUGCUGAGGUAGAAAGCAAUUCUGACAGGGUAAUGUCACCAUGGCCGUUAAGCACGACUUCUGUUGUAGCUUCUGGUGUCGAUGGUGAUAAAGGAGAACCAUUCAUCACAGAUUUGUCUUCAUGUAAUGAGGAUUCUCAUAGAAAGCCCGUAGCUCCUGUUAAUCCCCUUGAUUUGCCAUUGUGUGAACCUAAGUAUGUUAUGGAACGCUUGGCCCUUCCUCCACACAAGGAUUUGGAAUCUUUGCUUUUGGAUGCUGCAAAACCUGCUUCAUCUUCCAAAAAUACUCCCGAUCCAUGUUCAGGCAAGCAAAUAUCUCGCCGAGCAAGCUUGCCUUCUUUUCCAUGGUCACAUACUUCUUAUGGACACUGUAGAUCCAGUUCUGAUGCAGCCAAACAGUCCAUAAGCAGGGGCACAUGCCAAGGUCGAUGGCUAAGAAUAGACAAAAAUAUUCUUAGUUCAUUGGGGAAUGCCACUGAUAAUUUGACAGACUUGGAGUCACUAACCUAUGAUCAGAGUCUAGUUCCUUCCGCAAGACUAAAAGUUUCUAGUUCCCAAAAUAAAGUUUCCCCAUCCAUAUCUGUUAGUCUUUCUCGAUGUCAGCGAGAUUCAUUAUCUAAUAUGACACCUUCGAAUGAUUCCUACAUUCCACAAGAAUCUGAAGGCAAGCUGAAUCAUUCAGGAGAUUGUAAUGAUGAGAAUUGUCCAAAAGUAUUAAGUGCUGCUCAAACACUCUGUGACAUGGCAACUCGUACCUCUAGGAAAAAUCCAGAUGGAAUCAUAAGAUGGCCAAAGAAGCCUUCACAAAAAGCCAUGAAAGCUCGGAAAGUGAAAUCAAUUGAGAAAUCUGAAGAAGCAUAUGGGACAUCAGUUGCGGUAUCUGGGUCCGACAAUCCCAGGAGAAGCGUGGAUCAGAUGCUGCCCCCAAAGAAGCCCAAGCUCUCUUUGAUUGAUGAUAAUAGGGAUUUCACUAAUUUUAGUUCUGUAAGGAAAGGAACAAUAACUUGGUCUACGCCUAGAUCAAGUAGGUCAUCGCCUAGCAGGUCUGUUAAGGAGUCAGUUGUGGAUAUUAAACAUUCAACUGCAGAUGUCGUGAAGCAUUCUUAUCUGAUGCCACCACCAGCUCGGGUUCUGGAAAAGACUUCAAACAAACGAGAGAAGCAAGGGAAGUUGUUGACAACGGAAUGGAACAAAGGAAGGGAUCGGCUAGAUUGAUGAAUACCAUCUCAAUCGUGUUAAAGAUUUAUUCCUACUGACAAGGUUCGUCAUUUUAUCUGACAUCUCUGGGGUCUAUUGGAAAUAAUUGAUUUGUACAUAGGGUUUAGUUUUAGGAGGAAGGAUGAAUAGGAAUUUUAUGUUAUAACAAAGGGAUAAACUACAGCAGCGAUGGAAUUUAUCACAUUGGUAGAUAAUUCGAUGUCUCUCACCUUCUGCUCCGACUCUCUUGUACAUGUGCAUAUCAGCAUGUCAAAACUCCGUCCACAAGGUUUUAAUUCGUUGAUAGAUGUUGUGAGAAUUAAAAGUCCUUUUGGUCAGAGGACCCCGUGAAACUAGAAUCUUUCAUGGUAGCAUUUUUAGUUCCU
Messenger RNA from Malus domestica (apple), 2840 nucleotides. RefSeq lists its product as uncharacterized. The record is from RefSeq and is a predicted model, not a curated record. Lineage: Eukaryota; Viridiplantae; Streptophyta; Magnoliopsida; Rosales; Rosaceae.